Cyprinus carpio (common carp) is the source of this 1668-nucleotide messenger RNA. Its product is annotated as inositol hexakisphosphate kinase 2-like. Gene Ontology annotation, cellular component: nucleus; cytoplasm. NCBI's taxonomy places the organism in Eukaryota, Metazoa, Chordata, Actinopteri, Cypriniformes, Cyprinidae. Gene Ontology annotation, molecular function: inositol hexakisphosphate kinase activity. Gene Ontology annotation, biological process: inositol phosphate biosynthetic process; phosphatidylinositol phosphate biosynthetic process. The record is from RefSeq and is a predicted model, not a curated record.
GAUCUCUCAGUUACAGCAGAGACAGGGACAGACGCACUCUCACAGUCUGUCCACUGUGUUAACCUUUCUACGCUUAGGACAAAAAUAUUAUUAUAACAUAACUUUUUCUGGAUUACUAUUUUCAUAUUCCCUUUAACAGCAAAAAAACAGGAAUAUUUUUCUUUUUGUUUGGUUUUCUCAGCCUUUUGGGCCUGAACUGCCACCAAGGAAACGGGAACAACAGAGGAGGAGAAGACAGACAGACAAAUAGAAAGCUAUAGAUCAGCCUGAGAGAGACGGAUGUGUACGGAAGAUGAGUCCGGCUUUAGAAGCGCUGAUGGAGGGGUGUAGAUACCCAGGGAAAGGAGAAAUGAAGGGAGGAGUGAUGUUGGAACCAUUUGUCCAUCAAGUCGGCGGCCACUCUUGUGUACUGCGGUUUGGGGAACAGACCAUCUGUAAACCACUAAUACCCAGAGAACACCAGUUUUACAAGAGCCUGCCACCCGAGAUCCGCAAAUUCACUCCACAGUACAAAGGUGUGGUGUCGGUGAGUUUUGAGGAAGAUGAGGAGGGGAAUCUGUGUUUGAUAGCAUACCCACUCCACAGUGAUCCAGCUGAUUUGGAAAACAAGGAGCCCUCUGCUGAUGGAGAGCCCAAGAAUAAGCUUGUUAAGUGGGGGAAAAAGAAACCAUCAGGCCUUCUACCAGAAAUCGAGAGAGCCAGACAGAGCCGCAAAGAGGACAAGGGCAAAAGUAAUCGGGAUGAUAAGGCAGAGGUUUUGUACUACAGUCUGGAGAAAGGAAAUGUGGUUCCUCAGAUCAAACACAACCCUUGGAGUCUGCAGUGUCAUCAGCAACACCUACAGAGGAUGAAGGAGAACUCCAAACACAGAAACCAGCACAAAUUUAUUCUGCUGGAAAAUCUAACAUGGCAGUAUGUGGUUCCUUGCGUUCUUGAUCUGAAGAUGGGAACACGUCAGCAUGGGGAUGAUGCCUCUGAGGAGAAGAAAGCAAAUCAGAUUCGCAAAUGCCAACAAAGCACUUCCUCUUCUAUUGGAGUACGCCUCUGUGGUAUGCAGGUGUAUCACAGCACGACAGGGCAGCUGAUAUUCAUGAAUAAGUAUCACGGGCGUAAGCUGAGUCUGACCGGGUUCAAAGAGGCUCUAUGGCAGUACUUCAGUGACGGCCGAGUUCUGCGCAGAGAACUUCUGACCCCAGUGCUGCAAAGACUGAGAGAGAUGAGAGCGGUGCUGGAGGCUUGCGAGAGCUAUCGUUUCUUCUCCUCCUCUCUUCUCAUCAUCUACGACGGGGCUCCACCCCCUGUCCCACCUAGAUCCCGGCCCUCUCGUGGAGGAGAAGAGGAAGAUGAAGAGGACGAUGAUGAAGAUGAGGACGACGAUGAGGAGGGAGCCUACGGAGGACGUCACGAUCACUCCAGCAGCAUUUCACCAAUGGUGGACGUCCGAAUGAUCGAUUUCGCCCACACGACAUGUCGUGAUUAUGGAGAGGACGCCAUCGUCCAUGAAGGUGGAGACAGCGGCUACAUCUUCGGCCUGCAGAAUCUCAUCAGCAUUCUGUCACAGCUUGAAGAGCACAGCAACGACUAAACAUUUGCCAUGCCAAGGCUUACCGUGGGCAUCCUGACCAUGCCAUCAGGGUUUAAAGUUCACGCUUAGCUUGCACUGCUAUG